CGAUAAAAUGAGGUACGCACUUUUGUUCCUCGUCGUUGGCGCCGUCGUCUUCGCAGCUGAAGAAGGGCUUCAGAAUGUCUACCAGAACAAUCCGUUUCUGAAUGGCAAUUAUCAACCUGUACCGCCGAAAUACGUUCCCACUUACCCACCGAAAGUCACGACCGCACCUAAUCUUGAGGAUUUGAGCAAGUACUGCUUGAAGCCGCGCGGACAAUUCCCGAGCAGAUGGUGCAACAAGUUCGUCAACUGCUGGGAGGGUAACGCCGUGGAGCAGUUCUGUCCACCGACGUUGGCCUUCGGUCCUCUGGGUUACUGCGAUUACGCCUACAACGUUGACUGUCGCGGCAAACCUACAGCACCUUUUCCAGAGCAACCACCGACAUCUGGAAUUUGGCCGACCGAUGGAAGUUACGUACCACCCUCUACGAAUCAUCCACCAAUCACUAUUCCCACUGUUAAACCUCCGGUCACCAAACCUACGCUCCCACCAUUAACAGGAACCUACCGCCCGUGGGAAUCAACCACUCCGGUUACGCUGCCCACAGUACCAACUCAUAAUCCUUACUUGAAGAAGUACUGCUUGAAACCGCGCGGACAAUUCCCGGGCACCAGCUGCGACAAGUACGUGAAUUGCUGGGACGAUUUCGUGAUCGAACAGGAAUGCCCGAACGGCUUGCACUUCAACGCGUACAGAAGCUAUUGCGAUUAUCCUCUGAGCGCUAAAUGCGGAGCAAAAAUCGAUCCGAAGAUCGCGAUCGAAGAAGUAUGCCCGAAGGAGAAUGGUAGCUUCAGGAACAGGACGAAUUGCGCCAACUACUACGUGUGCGAGAACAACGAAGUCAUCGGAGAGUUCCAGUGCCCAUCCGGCUUCCUCUUCGACGACGGUCUCGGCAUUUGCGAUUCCGCCGAUAAAGUGAACUGCGCGCAUUCCUACUCCACGGGCUUCAAUUUGAGGAGCGCUAACGUAGAUCUCUGCCAAUACUUCCCUGAGAGGACGGUCUUCCGCCUGAGCGAGGACUGCACCAACGUCAUAGUCUGCAGGCAGAAAGGAACGGAGUUCGUGAGAUGUCCCAUGGGAUUAACGUACGACUCUGUUGCAGAUAAAUGUCUUCCUCCAAACCCAGAGAGAUGCUCAACAUAUUACAAGACUGAAACGAAGUACGGGUCUUUCUAG
Nicrophorus vespilloides is the source of this 1174-nucleotide messenger RNA. Its product is annotated as probable chitinase 3. Bases 8 to 1174 code for a protein of 388 amino acids. The transcript is spliced from 7 exons. Gene Ontology annotation, cellular component: extracellular region. NCBI's taxonomy places the organism in Eukaryota, Metazoa, Arthropoda, Insecta, Coleoptera, Silphidae. The record is from RefSeq and is a predicted model, not a curated record. Gene Ontology annotation, molecular function: chitin binding.